Messenger RNA from Pogona vitticeps (central bearded dragon), 3061 nucleotides. RefSeq names its product chromosome 6 C7orf57 homolog (gene C6H7orf57). Lineage: Eukaryota; Metazoa; Chordata; Lepidosauria; Squamata; Agamidae. The record is from RefSeq and is a predicted model, not a curated record.
UUCCGGAGGCUUCCCAGAGGAGAGGACAUUUGACCCCUGACUUCCUCGGUUCAAGUUUCCUCGGUUGAAGUUUUGGAGUCUAGGCAGGAGAACGAAUGCUAAAACUUGUUAUGUCAGAAGGGAAACUCUUGGGUAUUUUCUACCAGGGGAUGAGCAAAAACGGUAUGAGGAACACAAAUAAAGACACCCGUGGACCCCCUAACAGAUAUGCACCAUGUGAUUGGUACUAUCAUGUACCAUUGAAGCGGUCAGAGGACCUUCCUAAUUCAGAGACUCCACAACAACCAGCCUCUCAGAUUCCGGGUCUUGGUGAUUUUGGAGAUUCUCACACUGAGGUUACAUUUGGCGGGCGGAGGAAGUGGAUCAAGGACACCGACUCAGAAUAUGUAAAGUUGGCAAAACAAGGAGGCCGACCUGAUUUGUUGAGGCACUUUACACCUACUCCACGAAAAGUGUGCCUGGGAUCUUACGGUGCACCCGAGUGGUACUCCCAUCAUAGCAAGACAGCCACAUCUGAUGAGUCUAAACCUCGAAUUCAAGCCAUGCCAGACUACAUGAUUCAUGAAGAAUUUAAGACUGAUCAGCCUGCCAACUAUGAACCUAAAAGAGGGCCUUUUGACUUUGAUGUGAAAAGUGUUUGGCAGAGAGAUGCUGACGACAAAGAAAACAAAGAGAAAAAAGAGGAAAAUGGAGUACAAGUUGAGGGCUCUCCAAACAACACAAAAGAAGAGAUAAAGCUUCCUGCUAUAACACCAAGAUACCCAUACAGAACACCACAACCUGCUGCAACUAAAGAAUUCCAUGGAGGAAACAGGCUUUAUUUCCCUCCAAUGCCUGUUCACACAAAAAAUCAACCAGUUAACUUCAGCAAACUAAUCAGCAAUGGUUAUGGGGACGAGUGGCUUCAGCAACGAGAUGAGUGGGAGAAAAAGACUGCCCAGCCUAAUGAUUCAGAGAUGUCCCAGACAGAAUCAACACAAACAGAAAAUGAGUAAAAGCUGAUUCCCCAUAGAAUUACCACAAAAUUCUACCACUAUUUCAGAAGAACACUAGGUGCAGAAAAUUACAAUACAAGUUUAAGAAGCAGGCUUCAAUAAUUAAAUGUUGCUUUAGAUUAUGUGACUCCAACCAAGAUAUUUAAGGAACAGGCCAUUUCAUUCCUACUAGUUCCUCUGUUUAAGUAAGCUUACAAAGGUUAUGAACUUGAUCCAGUAAUCAAUUUCAAUCCAGCACUUGAAGUCUGUGUGCUUGAUUAAGUUGUUGAAUGCCUUAGUCUGUGUCUCAACAUGGUACUGCUUCUGAAGCCUGGUGCUAUGGUUCAGCUGGAGCCUAGCCUUCUAAAGUUAUACCAGUUGUCUUAGAUGUGGUAAGCAUUAGCAGCCCUGGACCCACAAAAUCUGGUCAGUCUAUGAUGUGGUAUGGAGUUGUAUUGCCAGAGAGAGUAUAGCAGAGCAUUGCUGUUAGAACUGUUUUAGCAACAUUAGUUUUGCAGUGCUGAACCUUUAGUCUUCAUGUUUCUAUCUUCCAGGUGUUGAGUGGAAUAAAGGUCAUAUCCUGUGAUGUUAUUUAUGCUGAAUUUCAUGCAUACAUUAGCCUUGAAAUGAUUAUUUUGAAAGUUGGAUUACACUGAGAGUUUUCAACAUCACUCUUAUUUUUUUCUGAUUUGUACCUCACAUCAUAUCAACUUCCAUAAAUACUUGGAUUUUAUUUGAAUAAAUACCACUAGAAAACGGGAGAAUUGUCCCUCAGUGAUUAUUUUUAAUAAAAAAUAUUAUUUUUAAUAAUAAACCUUGAGAUUGUAAUUUAUAUUAAAACAGCAAUUGAUAAAAUUAUCAAAAAUACAAUUUAUUUUCUCAAUUUGCUUUUCAUUUAAAACAUGCAGGAUAUGAAAACAAGUUUAAUGUAUUAUGUAACAUUUCUUAUUGCUACUUUAGGGGCCAAUUUGGCAACAGUUCUGACUGUGUUACAUACUUUGUUUAGUGCUUAAGGACUGUAUAUGUAUCAAAAGGAUCUCUCAUCUGAUCUGACCACACCAAGCUGUUGUAUUUUUAAAAAAAUUAUCAAAGACUACCCUUGGGAACAACUGUUUAGAAACCCAUCUGGAACAAAUAUGGCUCACUUCAAAUUUCAUUAGGUAAAGCAGUUUGAAGGCAGAAGAACAACUUCACAACUGUGUUUCAAAAAGCAUUUCUUCUUACAUGAUCAGUACUUGAUCUAGUUCUGCGCUUUGCUAAACUGUCCUAUUCACUUUAACUGAAGGACAGCUCCACCAUCUCUUAGUCCUUAGAGAACUAUGCUUUUCUUUCCAAAGUUUGGAAGUAAUCUAUUAAUCUUGAAAAAUAAAUGGUAAAACUUAUUUUUACCAGUAAACAGGAGAACAAGCUGGGACACCUUUUAAAAAUAAUAUUCAGAAAGGAAUAUUUUAAUGUUACUUUCAAAACAUUAUUUGUAAAAGAUUAUAUGUAUCAGUUACUAAUUGUCCUGUUUAAUGCAAAAGUAACUAUUUUAAUAUUAAUAUAUUGGUUGAAAUUCUGUCAGUCAGCUUUCUCUUGUGCAACAGGACUUACCUUAUAAUCAGUGACAGAUUGAUACUGAUUGAAGACUUGAAGACUUCCUUUUUGAUGCUGAGAUGCACACAACUUCAUCUCAUUGCGUGCAUCAAAAAAGGAAGUAUUUAAAUCAGUAGCAAUUUAUUGUUUACAAUGACAUCAUUUUGCCCAGACAGAGCUGUGCAACAAGAUUUUAGCCAAUAAACCUGUUACUUCAAAGUUUGACACUUUUGACAUGAACAGAGAAACUUCAAAAUGCAGAGUUCUGUCUCAUUGUGAUUCUUUAGGAAGAUCACUCAUUUCUUCAGUUGUGACAGAAAAAGAGCAUAGCUUUUAAAAGCAUUUUGGUUUGAUGCAAAUGCAAGAUUCAGGUUAUGUCUCAUAAACUGAGAGGUUCAAAACUUUGGGUUUUUUAAAGUUUUGCAGUUGACUUUCCUUCUGUUGUAGUGCAGAAGCCAUUUUUAUUCUGUUAAUUGCUGUUCCACAUAUAUAAAAUAAAUUAACAAAAUUAU